CAUUGGAAUAUUCCACCAUAAAUUCGCUUAAAAAUAAAUAAAUAAACCCGGUUUUUUUAAGCUCCUCAGAUAUUCCUUUAUUAUUCCCCCAACCCUCUAUUUAGCUCAAGCUAAUCCAAACGAAACCCCAAAUCCCUCAAAACACAAAGAAAACGACGUCUUGUACAAAACUUCAAUGGCUAGUUUUGGUAGAAGAAUAAAACGAGUUACUGACCCGCUCGACUACAGAGUCAAGGCUCGACUCAUCGGCGCAAGUGACGUUAGCAGCGGAAGCGAACACUCUGCCUCCACCGUCGUCCCAGAAGAUGACUCUCCCUGCCUCUCGGAACUCGUUCAUAGUUUCCUGGAAGACGCCCACGAUGCUACUGAACAGACUGUUUACUCUUCUGACUCCAACCGAGUCGACGCAAAUCUUAAUAAUACCGACUCGCUUGAGAUUAUCGUCAAGUCAACCGCUCUUAACAACAAGGAUUCUUACAGGAAUCUGCUCAUGCCUCACGUUUUGAAAGCAAUGGAAAUGCUUUCCUUUUUCAAAACGGAUAAAGCUAUUUUCAGGCGUAAAGUAACGGUUUAUCUUCGCGAGGCCGGCCAUAAUGCUGCGAUCUGCAAGACCAAAUGGAGUUCCUUGGGAGGCCUAACAGCCGGAAACUACGAGUUCAUCGAUGUGGUGCAGCCGGUAUCAUCCACACGGCAAAACCGGUACUUCAUUGACCUCGAUUUUGCCUCCGAGUUCGAGAUCGCGAGGCCGACGAGUGAGUACUCGAGGCUUUUGCAGUAUUUGCCUAGGGUUUUCGUGGGAAAAAAGGAGGAAUUGGAAAAGAUCGUCAAGGUCAUGAGUGAUUCGGCAAAAAGAUCGUUGAAGAGCAAAGAUUUAUCCCUACCUCCUUGGAGAAAAAACCGUUACAUGCAAAACAAAUGGCUCGCUCCAUACCGUCGAACGACGAACCAAAUCCCAGCGAGCUUCAGCUCGUUGACCCAGGCAACGAUCCACCCUGUCAACGUCGUCCAUUGCCGUUACGUUGGCUUCGACGACGCCAUCAACGGCCGUUUGUUUGUGCGUACGAGAUGAUAAUUUUGGCAAACGCAAAACAUAAUUUCACAAUAAUAGUAAUAAAAAAAUGCGAGGAAUAUUUCUAA
Molecule: messenger RNA, 1137 nt
Organism: Durio zibethinus
Lineage: Eukaryota; Viridiplantae; Streptophyta; Magnoliopsida; Malvales; Malvaceae
Source: RefSeq, a predicted model, not a curated record